CUUCCUUAGGUGGUUGUGUUUCACUUGACAUAAUUGAAUGCUUUUAAUAUAAUGAUAUAAAUGUAUUCUAUAUAUAUAUAUAAACGUCAAUUGCCACUAAUUCUUAUACGUUCAAUUCAAUUUUCUAUCUCUGAAGUUUAAACACCCAAAAAUCAAAUCACGUGAUCAUUUUUUUUGGAUGGCUCAUAUUUUUUUUUUCAGGCUCUUCUCUGUAAAUUUAAGUAACUAUAGCUGUAAAAAGGGUAUCAUCAAUUUAAUCAAUUCACCGAAAGUUAAUCAACAAAUACAAGUCAAUAAUCCUGAUGAAAGAGGUGGUUGUGGAUAUUGCUCCCAAAUGUAUUCUGGGUCUAGAAUUCGGAGCUUUAUCCUCUAAGGAUAUUGUGGCUCAAUCUGAAGUUGAAGUUACUACUCGUGAUUUAUAUGAUCUAGAAAAAGGUAGAGCUGCUAAAGUUAAUGGGGCUCUUGAUCCUAGAAUGGGGGUUUCUGCCAAUACUUCAGAAUGUACUACUUGUCAUGGUGGUCUUGCCUCUUGUCAUGGUCAUUUCGGUCAUGUUAGAUUGGCAUUACCUGUGUUUCAUGUUGGUUAUUUCAAAUCAAUCAUUCAAGUAUUACAAUGUAUUUGUAAAAAUUGUUCAGCUAUACUAUUGGAUGAACAUGUUAAACGUCAAUUCGUUAUUGAAUUAAGAAAACCAAACAUUGAUAAUUUAAAAAGAAUGAGAAUCUUAAAGAAAAUAUUGGAACAAUGUAAAAAGCAAAGAAGAUGUCUUAAAUGUAAUCAUAUUAAUGGUGUGGUUAAAAAAGCUGCCAGUGGUGCUGGUCCAGCUGCUUUAAAAAUCGUUCAUGAUACUUUCAGAUGGAUUGGGAAAAAGACUGUUCCUGAAAAGGAAUAUUGGGAUCAAGAAUUUGAUCAAGUAUUUUCCAGAAAUCCUGAAUUGGAAAAAUUUAUAAAAAGAGUUCAUGAUGAUUUAAAUCCUUUAAAAACGUUAAAUUUAUUCAAACAAAUUGAUCCUGCUGAUACUGAAUUAUUCGGUAUAGAUCCUGCAAGAGGAGGUAGACCAGAAAUGUAUAUUUGGAGAUAUUUACCUGCCCCUCCCGUUUGUAUCAGACCAUCAGUCAUGAUGGAUGCUCAAUCAAAUGAAGAUGAUUUAACGGUGAAAUUAACUGAAAUCGUUUGGACUUCAGGUUUAAUCAAUGCUGGUAUAGAAAAGGGGAUUUCCAUUAAUAAUUUAAUGGAACAAUGGGAUUAUUUACAAUUAUCUGUGGCGAUGUAUAUUAAUUCCGAUGCCGCCAAUCCUGCUUUAUUACCUCCAACUGGUGGAGCUGGUGGUUCAGGUGGAGGUGCGAAAUCAGCCAAACCAAUCAGAGGGUUCUGUCAAAGAUUAAAGGGUAAACAAGGUCGUUUCAGAGGUAAUUUAUCGGGUAAAAGAGUGGAUUUCUCUGCAAGAACCGUUAUUUCUCCUGAUCCAAAUUUAAGAAUUGAUGAAGUGGCAGUCCCUGAUAGAGUUGCUAAAGUGUUAACUUAUCCGGAGAAAUGUACCAGAUAUAAUAGAAAGAAAUUACAACGAUUGAUUGUUAAUGGUCCUGAUAUUCAUCCUGGGGCAAAUUAUGUCGUAAAACAAGCUGAAGUUCAAAAAAGAAAUUUAAGAUAUGGUGAUAGAGUUAAAACUGCUAAGAAUCUUCAAAUUGGUGAUGUAGUAGAAAGACAUAUUGAAGAUGGUGAUGUGGUUUUAUUUAAUAGACAACCUUCCUUACAUAGACUUUCAAUUUUAUCUCAUUUUGCCAAGAUUAGACCAUGGAGAACUUUCAGAUUAAAUGAAUGUGUUUGUACUCCUUAUAAUGCUGAUUUUGAUGGUGAUGAAAUGAAUUUACAUGUUCCUCAAACGGAAGAAGCAAGAGCUGAAGCUAUGAAUCUUAUGGGGGUAAAGAAUAAUCUUUUAACUCCAAAAUCAGGUGAACCAAUCAUUGCAGCUACUCAAGAUUUUAUUACUGGGUCUUAUUUAAUAUCUCAUAAAGAUUCAUUCUACGAUAGAGCAUCAUUUGUCCAAUUAUUAAGUAUGAUGUCCGAUGCUGAUAUUCAAUUUGAUCUCCCUCCUCCAACUGUUUUCAAACCAGUUAUGCUUUGGACAGGUAAACAAGUAUUUUCAUUAUUAAUUAAACCAAAUAAAAAAUCAAAUGUGGUGAUUAAUCUUGAUGCCAAAAAUAAAACUUUCAUUCCUCCAAUCGAUCCUAAAUAUCCUAGUGAAAUGUCUCCUAAUGAUGGUUUCGUUAUCAUUAGAGGUUCAAAUGUUUUAAGUGGAGUUAUGGAUAAAUCUACUUUAGGUGAUGGUAAGAAACAUUCUGUAUUUUAUACUAUUUUAAGAGAUUAUGGUCCUGAUGAAGCUGCUGUUGCCAUGAAUCGUAUGGCUAAAUUAUGUGCUAGAUACUUGGGUAAUAGAGGGUUUUCCAUUGGUAUUAAUGAUGUUACACCUGGUGUUGAUUUAAAAAAUAAAAAAGAAACAAUGGUUGAACAAGCUUAUGCUAAUUGUGAUGAAUUAAUUCGUUUAUAUAAUCAAGGAAAAUUAGAAACUCAACCCGGUUGUAAUGAAGAACAAACUUUAGAAGCCAAGAUUGGGGGUUUACUUUCUAAAGUUAGAGAAGAAGUUGGGGAAGUUUGUAUUAGAGAAUUAGAUUCACUUAAUGCUCCUUUAAUUAUGGCAACUUGUGGUUCAAAAGGUUCUACUUUAAAUGUGUCUCAAAUGGUGGCGGUUGUGGGUCAACAAAUUAUAUCGGGUAAUCGUGUUCCUGAUGGAUUCCAAGAUAGAUCAUUACCUCAUUUCACUAAGAAUUCCAAAACUCCUCAAUCUAAAGGGUUUGUUAGAAAUUCAUUUUAUAGUGGUUUAACUCCACCUGAAUUUCUUUUCCAUGCUAUUUCAGGUAGAGAAGGGUUAGUUGAUACUGCGGUUAAAACUGCUGAAACCGGUUAUAUGUCGAGAAGACUUAUGAAAUCUUUAGAAGAUUUAUCAUCUCAAUAUGAUACCACGGUUAGAAAUUCAUCUAAUGGUAUUGUUCAAUUCACUUAUGGAGGAGAUGGUUUAGAUCCUUUCGAAAUGGAAGGUGAUGCCAAACCAGUUAAUUUCAAACGUCAAUGGGAUCAUUCAUUCAAUAUCACUUUCAAUAUUAAGGAUAAAGGAUUAUUACCUUAUGAAAUCAUUGAUUUGGUCAAUUCUAUAUUAAAUACAUUGGAAAAUAGAUUAAUACGCCAUGAUAAUGUUGGAAAUGUAUUAGAAAAUGAAGACGAGUUUGAAAAUAUAGAAUUUAUUGAUCAAAAUGAAGCCGAAAGAGAAUAUUAUCAAUCUGUUAGAAGUUUUAUAUUUGAUAAAGCAGAACAAUUAGCCAGAAUAAGAGAAAAUAAAGGAUUACAAGCUUAUUUGACAGAUACCGGAAUGAUUCAUGAUGUAACUGAAGAAGAUGCUACAAGUGUUAAUGCCAUUGAUCAAUUAUUAAAGAUUUCAACCCAUUCAAUUGAAAAAUUCUUAGAACAAUGUUUAUAUAAAUAUUCAAGAGCAAAAGUUGAACCUGGAACUGCUGUGGGUGCUAUUGGUGCUCAAUCUAUUGGUGAACCAGGUACUCAAAUGACAUUAAAAACUUUCCAUUUUGCAGGUGUGGCAUCUAUGAAUGUUACUUUAGGUGUUCCUCGUAUUAAGGAAAUUAUUAAUGCAUCCAAGACAAUUUCAACUCCAAUUAUUAAUUCUGUAUUGGUUAAUGAUGAUGAUGAAAUUGCUGCUCGUGUGGUUAAAGGUAGAAUUGAAAAAACCUUAUUAAAAGAUGUGGCAUUUUAUGUUCAAGAUGUUUAUUCUGAUGAUUUAGCAUAUAUUUCAAUUAAGGUUGAUCUUAAAACGAUUGAAAAAUUACAAUUAGAAUUAACGAUUGAUAAUAUUGCUAAAGCUAUUUAUACAGCUCCAAAAUUAAAGAUUUUACCGGGUGAAGUUUCAGUUACUUCAAAGGAUAGAAUUAAUGUGCUUGUAACAUUAAGAGAAUCUAAAGCUGAUAUAUUAAAAGGAGUUAAUGAUGUCAAUACUUUAUUCUUUAGAAUGCAACAAUUAAAGAGAGCCUUACCAAAUAUUUGUAUCAAGGGUUUACCAAAUAUUUUCAGAGCUGUUAUUAAUAUUCGUGAUGAUAGUAAAAAGGAAUUAUUGGUUGAAGGGUAUGGAUUGAAAGAAGUUAUGAGUACAGAAGGGGUGGUUGGUACCAAGACCACCACCAAUCAUGUUCUUGAAGUGUUUGAAGUUCUUGGUAUUGAAGCUGCUAGAAGUUCAAUCAUUAAAGAAAUUGAUUAUACCAUGAGUAAUCAUGGUAUGAGUGUUGAUCCUCGUCAUAUUCAACUUUUAGGUGAUGUUAUGACCUAUAAAGGGGAAGUAUUAGGGAUCACCAGAUUUGGUUUAAGUAAGAUGAGAGAUUCAGUAUUACAAUUGGCAUCAUUUGAAAAGACAACUGAUCAUUUAUUCGAUGCUGCAUUCUUUAUGAAGAAUGAUAAGAUUGAAGGUGUUUCUGAAUGUAUCAUUUUAGGUCAAACCAUGAGUAUCGGUACUGGUGCUUUCAAAUUAGUCAAAUCUUCUAAUUAUGAUAAGAAGGUGUUGACAAGGAAACCAUCCUUAUUUGAAGAAAUAUGUGAUGGUGGUAGUAAUGGUAGUAUAAGUGUAUAUUAAUAAUUUAGUUUUCCUGUACAUAAAAUACAUGUGUAAACUUUAAAAAGGUAAACAAAAAUAAAUAUCUGAAUCAAAUAUUGUAGACCUUCUAACCCAUCUUCAACCAUCAUCUUCAUAAACUAUAUGUCGUCAGUACGGGAUUCGACAUUCUCAUAUGUCCAUCUUGAUAAUCCCAAUCGAGUGUUGUAUAUGGAGAAAUGGAGAGAUGAUUCCAUUCCCUUUGAUGCCAUUGAUACUCAACAAUUAUUAGAUGCUACAUCAUCAAUACUACCAUUCACCUUAUUAGAUGAUGAAGAAGAAGAUGGAUCGAUACCAUUACAACCAGCCACUUUGGGAGCUAAUUUAUACAAGAAGAGAACAGCCAAUAAAGAUAAAACAUGGAGCGAUUUGGGUAUAAGAGAUAAGUUCAUUAAUGAAGGGUUGAAUAGUAAUCCUUCUAUGGUUGAUCGAAGUUUAU
This is a messenger RNA of Scheffersomyces coipomensis, 5142 nucleotides long. Its product is annotated as DNA-directed RNA polymerase III core subunit. Lineage: Eukaryota; Fungi; Ascomycota; Pichiomycetes; Serinales; Debaryomycetaceae. Gene Ontology annotation, biological process: DNA-templated transcription. The coding region runs from base 303 to 4685 and encodes 1460 amino acids. Gene Ontology annotation, molecular function: DNA binding. Gene Ontology annotation, cellular component: RNA polymerase III complex. The record is from RefSeq and is a predicted model, not a curated record. The transcript has a single exon.